UGAUGGACACGGUGGGUAGCACGUUUGCCUCACGCUUGGGGGUUCAAAUCCCACCUCCGGCCUGUGUGUGCAAAGUUUGCCUGUUCUGCUUUGGGGGUUUCCUUCAGGUUCUCCAGUUUCCUCCCACAGUCCAAAGACAUGCAUUGUAGGCUGAUUAGCAUCUCUAAAUUGUCCGUAGUGUGUGAGUGUGUGUGCAAUUGCGUCCUGCGACGAGCUGGCACCCUGUCCAGGGUGUUCCCUACUUUGUGCCCAGAGUCACCUGGGAUAGAUGGGUGGAUGGAUGAAUUCAUUAGCAAACUAGCUUAUGAGUAGCAAACCUACAGAGACUGAAUGAUGAUUUCAGGCAAAAGAGAUUUAUAUAAGUAAUACAAGUUUUCACAUGAAAACAUGACAGUAACUUAAUUUCAUGAGUUAAAAAAUGACUUUUUACUUUUUAGUACUUUCAACUUUUUUCUUUUUUUUUAACUUUCAUUUGAGCCCAUUUUUGGAUAAAUACCUCCACCUUUAAUUAAGAUUUUGAGACAUUUUUUAUACUUUCACUUAUGGAUCAUUUCUCAGUGCCUUUUCUACCCCUGGCAUUCAGUUAUGUAUGCAGAUGUUAAACCACUGGCUGCUUUAAAAAUCAGCAAAUGAACCUUAAUGUUUCCGAAGUUGGUAUUUGUAUGAGAAAGUGAAUGUUGAAAGUGAAUGCAGAUUUACACACUGUAGUUUACGGCCAUAAAGUGUCCAAAGGUUCAAAGUUUGCUUUACCUUGUGAUUGAUAAUAUCAUGUGAAAGGUUGUGACUCAGCCAGACCUGAAUCUCGUGUGUGUGUGUGUGUGUGUGUGUGUGUGUGUGUGUGUGUUUUAUCAGUGUUGCAGUGUCAACACGAUGCUUAGUCCAUUGAAAUCUUAAAUUUGCAUUAUGCUAAUAAGGCACUACAUACUGAAACAAGGAGAUAUGAGAAGCGAGUUAAUGACACCUCAGACUCAUGUACGAUGGGGAACCUGGUUACUGUGACCUCCUACAGAGCCUCAGACGGAACCUGCGAUUAUGUAUAUCUCCACCCGUGUCUACAGUGUGACCCACUUGGAACUUUAUUCAAUCUGAGACAGGCCAGUCUGUCAGUCUGGGGAUGGGGGGGCCUGGGAAUCCUGCUUUUCCUCAUCACGUUCGGACCCUUUGCCAUAUUUUAUUUGGCGUUUUAUAUCUUCUGUUUUCUUGGCGGGGGCUUCGCUGUCACGCUUUUAUUUGGAAAGACAAAUUCCGAAAAACACCUAGAGAAAUGUGAGCACUCCUACCUGCCUCCCACCCCAACAGGCAUAGCCAAGACUUUAGAGGAGCUGAAGCAGGAGACGAAGCCCAUCAAAAUCGACCGGCGUCUGACGGGAUCCAACUUCAUCGAUGAGCCUCUGCAACAGGUGAUUCAGUUUGCUCUGAGGGACUACAUCCAGUACUGGUAUUACACGCUGAGCGAGGACGAGUCCUUCCUGCUGGAGAUCAGACAGACGGUGCAGAACGCUCUGGUGCAGUUCUCCACGCGGUCCAAAGAGGUGGACUGGCAGCCUUAUUUCACCACCAGACUGGUGGACGACUUCGCCACUCAUCUCCGUGUUUUCAGAAAGGCCCAGGAGAGGCUGAACGAGAGGGAGGACCCCAAACAACGUGAAGCUCCAGAGGAGCUGCUGGAUGCGUUUUUUGAGACGGAGGUGGAGAUGGAGAGGAAGAUCUGCAGAGAUGUAGUGUGCACCUCCCAUGGAGAUGAAGAAGGGUUCCUGCGGGAUCUGUGUGAGGUGCUGCUGUAUCUCUUACUACCUCCUGGAGAUUUCCACAACAAGAACAUGAGAUACUUCCUCAGGGAAAUCUUGGCGAGAGGAGUUCUGCUGCCGUUGAUUAACCAAUUAAGUGAUCCCGAUUAUAUCAAUCAGUUCAUCAUCUGGAUGAUCCGAGACUCCAGCUGCAACUACGAAGCCUUCAUGAACAUCCUGAAGCUGACGGACAAGACGGCCGAACUGGAGGCUGUCAAAGACAAAGUACUGGAGGAGCUCCAGUACCUGCGUUCGCUAGAUACCGCAGGAGAUGAUAUCAACACUAUAAAGAAUCAAAUUAACAGUUUACUGUUUGUGAAGAAAGUCUGCGAAACAAGAAUACAGAGGCUGCAGUCGGGAAAGGACGUCGACGCUAUGAAACUUGCGGCGAAUUUUGGGAAGUUGUGCAUCAUCCCGCUGGAUCAUAUCCUCGUGCACAACAUAGCGCUCCAGUUUUUUAUGGACUACAUGCAGCAGAUGGGGGGUCAGGCGGAUCUGUUCUUCUGGCUGACGGUGGAGGGAUACCGGGUCACAGCUCAGCAGCAGCUCGAGGUUUUGCAGAGCUGGAAGAAGGACGGCAGGAAGCAGACCGGCCAGACUAAGGACCUGUUAAAAGCCGCUGCGCUCGGUGUCUACGAGCAGUACCUCUCGGAGAAGGCGUCUCCCAGAGUGCAGGUGGAUCGGGCCUGUGUGGACAGACUGGCUGAGAAACUCAACAAAGAGGAUCCGACUCCGGAGAUUUUUGAUGACAUCCAGAGAAAGGUGUAUGAUAUGAUGUUGAAGGACGAACGGUUCUACCCUUCGUUUAAGCAGCACCCUCUGUACGUGCGCAUGCUGGCCGAGUUGGAUAUGCUGAAGGAGCCGAGCUACCGGGGAUCAGACGACGGAGACGCAGAGUCUUUUAACGGAUCUCCAACCGGAAGCAUUAAUUUGUCUUUGGAUGACCUCACGAACGCCACCACAGACGAGUCGGCGCAGCUACAUGCUUUUAUUUCUGAUACGGGCGUGUGUAAUGACCACGGGAAGACCUACGCACUCUACGCCAUCACUGUCUUCCGUAAGAACCCAGACGGCAGUGAGGACACCUGGAAGACCUACCGCCGCUACAGCGACUUCCACGACUUCCACAUGCGCAUCACGGAGCAGUUUGAGAAUCUCGGCUCGAUAUUAAAACUUCCUGGGAAGAAAACGUUCAACAACAUGGACAGGGACUUUCUUGAGAGAAGGAAAAAGGACCUGAACGCUUAUCUGCAGCUGCUUCUGAAUCCAGAGCUGGUGAAGGCCUGCCCCAUGCUGAUAGGUCACGUCCAUGACUUCUUGGAAAACAAGGCAUACAGCAAAGGCAAGGGCGACUUUGCACGAAAGAUGGACACAUUUGUGAACCCUCUGCGUAGCUCCAUGAGAAACGUAUCCAAUGCUGUGAAGUCACUUCCUGACAGCCUCGCUGAAGGAAUGACCAAAGUGACGGACAACGUGGGGCGCAUGGGCGAGAGACUGGGCCAGGACCUCAGACAGUCCAUAUUCAAGGUGCCGCCCUUAAUUCCGAAGUCGGACAUCGACCCUGAGCACUGCCGAGUGUCUGCACAGCUGGAUGACAAUGUCGACGAUAAUAUCCCACUGCGUGUGAUGCUGCUGCUGAUGGACGAGGUGUUUGACCUGAAGGAGAGGAAUCAGUGGCUCCGCAGGAACAUCAAGAACCUUCUACAGCAGCUCAUUAGAGCCACAUACGGAGACACCAUCAACAGGAAAAUCGUGGAUCAUGUAGACUUCAUGACGUCUCCAGAACAAGUAGCCGACUACGUCAAGAGGUUUAGAGAUUCCUACUGGCCGAACGGAAUCCUAGCAGAGACGCCACCGUGCCGAGACAAGAGCAUCCGCAUGAGAACCAGAGUAGCAGCAAAGACUAACCUCCUGGGCAUCAUGCCAGACGAACUCAAGCACAUCAUAGGGGCGGAAACCACGCGCAAGGGCAUCCUCCGGGUCUUUGAAAUGUUCCAGCACCAGCAGCUGAACCGCCGCCUGGUCUAUGUCUUCCUGGAGGGGUUUCUCGAAACCAUGUUCCCUCAGUACAAGUUCCCCGAGCUGUUCGUCAAGCUGCACUCACGCUCGCCACGCAUCCGCACUUAUUCGCAGAAAGUCCGCACCUUACAGAAGAGGUGACGCAGUGGCUCGGCAGCAGGAAGCGCACCGCUCACAGAGGAGGAAGGACCGGCCCAUGGUGAGGCUGGAGAAAGACACAGGGCUGGGGGUGUGUGUGUGUGUGUGUGUGUGUGUGUGUGUGUGUGUGUGUGUGCGUGUGUGAGAGAGAGAGAGAGAGAGUAUGAGGGUGUGUGCAUAUGUUUGUGUGUGUGUUGUGGAUCACACACCCCAGCCCUCUCAGUCCUUCCUGUUCUUAAGAGAAGCACUGUAUCCACACGGCUGUAGCAUAGAGGAUUCAUUUUAGCAUUGUGGAGCGUCACCACUAAGAUGCUGCAGUGCCUGACCUGUAACGUCAGCAUUUCAGUAUUUGUAUCUCAUUUUGUCUUUUUUUUUAUUAUUAUUAUUGUUGUUGUUAUUAAUAUUAUUAUUAUUAUUAUUAUUAUUAUUAUUAUUUUGGGAGGAAGUUGCAAUGUGGGAUAAUUCCCUGUGGAUAAACUUGUUUGAGUUUGCAAAGGUGCGUCGAAGUAAAGACUAAAACGAUUUUAAACGAUGUAAUGGACAACGCGAGGAGGGAAAACUGACACAAACGUGGCUCGUACUGAGCUGCUUUUUUUUUUAUCACGAGCAUAUCUGAGGUAAAGAUUGUUUUUAGGGCUGGAAGGCGGGUUUUAAUCGCACCAUACGUCACGUUUUAGCGAGUGAAAUCAUGUCCGAACCACGCGAGUGAUUUCAUAACCAAGUAUACAUGCAGCACUGACGCUCAGGCCGUCUGAUGGAAGAGCGUUAAAAUAACUGUCACAAGACCUGCUCGCACAUUUCUGACAAACGAAACGAAAAAGGAGAAAAGUUUUGGCGCCCUGCAGGACUCCACCUCUACAGCACUAUAUGUUAAAGAAUGUAUCUGUCUCUUGGCAAACCUGUCUGUACUCGUCCUUCAUGGGUUUUUUUUUUUUCUUUCCCCACACGGCACAUACAGGAUGUGUACACGUUUUGAACACUAGUAGACUCGUAAAGACCCGUGUGUAGCAUUUAAAGUCGGAGUCAGAAGCGUGUGCCAGCACCAGUUAGGAAAAUCAGCCUUAAUUCUCUACAACCAAAAGAGACGUGUGCUUAGACGUAGCUUUCAUUAAG
Molecule: messenger RNA, 5057 nt
Organism: Ictalurus furcatus (blue catfish)
Lineage: Eukaryota; Metazoa; Chordata; Actinopteri; Siluriformes; Ictaluridae
Gene: snx13
Product: sorting nexin 13
Exons: 26
Coding region: 978-3947 (989 amino acids)
Biological process (GO): positive regulation of GTPase activity
Cellular component (GO): early endosome
Molecular function (GO): phosphatidylinositol binding
Source: RefSeq, a predicted model, not a curated record